AUGGCAUCCGCAAAUUACGAGCGCGGCCCACCGUCUCUCCACAUCAGUCCGCCGGGAACCGCCUACGCAAGCGCCGCUUCAACAAGCUCCGCACCACCACCUGUCAAGCGCCCUCCCCAUGGCCGCGCACGCUCUUCGUCGCUAGUAUCGGUGACGCGCGUUGAAGAGACGCACGAAGAACUGCUCGAUCAAUCCGCCGGCUUCAACGCCAAUGCCGACUGGGUCAACUACAAGGGCGCAUGGGUUAUCCACGUCGUGCUCAUCCUCGUCGCCAAGAUCUUGCUGGAUGUGAUCCCCGCGAUGCAGCAGGAUACAUCGUGGACGCUUGUCAAUCUGGGAUACAUGUCGCUCUCGUACGUCAUGUUCCACUACGUCACCGGAACGCCGUUCGAAUCCAACGCGGGCGUCUACGAUCAGCUCACGCUGUGGGAACAGAUCGACGAGGGCGCACAGUACACUCCGGCCAAAAAGUGGCUCACCUCGGUGCCCAUCGGUCUGUUCUUGAUCUCGACCCAUUACACGAGAUACAACCCGUUGCUGUUUGGUCUCAACUUUUGCGCACUGCUCUUUGUGCUCUUCCCGAAGCUACCCAUCUUGCACCGUCUCAGGUUCAGGUUUUUCGCCCCACCACCUACGCCUAGCCCGCAUCCGAGUCAGCCGCCUACGCCGACAGGCUCGCGUGCUCAGAGCCAGUUGUUUUGA
Messenger RNA from Sporisorium graminicola, 702 nucleotides. RefSeq lists its product as uncharacterized. The record is from RefSeq and is a predicted model, not a curated record. The coding region runs from base 1 to 702 and encodes 233 amino acids. Lineage: Eukaryota; Fungi; Basidiomycota; Ustilaginomycetes; Ustilaginales; Ustilaginaceae. Gene Ontology annotation, cellular component: endoplasmic reticulum membrane. The transcript has a single exon. Gene Ontology annotation, biological process: negative regulation of ceramide biosynthetic process; intracellular sphingolipid homeostasis; ceramide metabolic process.